AUGAACACGCUUUUAAAAGUAGGCACACGAGUUGCCAUUAUUUCACCUCGAUUUGUGGCCUCGAGCAGUCAGGCGCCUGAAUUAAACGAAAGACUUAACCUCAAGCCUUCCGGUGAUCCACACAAGUCUUUCUAUCACCGAGACUUAGUAGUGACCCCAGCAACGGGCAGUGAACUACAUAGGAAACCAGGAAUAAACGAAUCACUCAAAUUCGGUCACCACUAUGCUGAUCACAUGGCCUUCGCCGACUGGAAUGAAGAUAGUGGAUGGUCGCACCCUCAGAUUACACCACUCAGGAAUCUCAGUCUACACCCAGGAUCGAAGGUCCUUCAUUACGCUACUGAGCUUUUUGAAGGUAUGAAAGCGUACCGAGGCGUCGACAACAAAAUUCGACUUUUUCGUCCAGAAAAAAACAUGGAUAGAAUGAGGAGAACAGCUCAACGUGCUGCGCUUCCCGAUUUUGAUGCCGAAGAGUUGAUUAAGAUUAUUUGCGAUCAGAUUACUCUUGAUCAAGAAUGGGUUCCAUAUUCUACAACAUCGUCGCUUUACAUUAGACCGACUCUAAUCGGCACCGAUCCUACCCUUGGUGUUGGUUUUUCACCGAGCGCCAAAUUGUUCGUGAUUACCGGUCCUGUUGGUCAGUAUUACUCAACUGGAUUCCAUCCUGUUCGUCUCCUCGCAGAUCCUCAGUACGUGAGAGCUUUCCCAGGAGGUGUCGGUGCAUUCAAAAUGGGAUGCAAUUAUGCACCAACAAUUUUGGUUGGCAAAGAGGCGGCGGAAAGGAACUGCCAACAAGUCCUAUGGUUAUACGGGGAAGAAGAAGAAGUGACUGAAGUGGGAACAAUGAACAUCUUCGUUUACUGGAGGAAUGAAGAAGGAGAGAUGGAACUCAUUACUCCUCCGUUUGAUCGAGGUUUAAUUCUACCUGGGGUUACUCGUGACUCACUUCUGGAGCUGGCACGAGAAUGGGGAGACUUCAAAGUUUCUGAGAAAUCCUUCACAAUGUACGAUGUGAAAAAAGCUCUUGAUGAAGGACGAGUAAGUAUCAGAGUUAGCUUCUGGAAAUGUUCGGUGCCGGCACUGCUUGUGUCGUAUCACCCAUUGAAAGGGGUAUACGAGACUUGGGAAGUCCCAACAAUGAAACAUUCUCCCAACCUCAUGCAGCGGUUUUAUGAGACUAUCAUCGAUAUUCAGUAUGGUCGAAUCGUGCACCCGAUAUGGGCUAGGACAGUUCUGUGA
Molecule: messenger RNA, 1239 nt
Organism: Angiostrongylus costaricensis
Lineage: Eukaryota; Metazoa; Nematoda; Chromadorea; Rhabditida; Metastrongylidae
Source: the annotation of a GenBank genome assembly